Messenger RNA from Rhinocladiella mackenziei CBS 650.93, 1947 nucleotides. RefSeq lists its product as uncharacterized. The transcript has 2 exons. Bases 1 to 1947 code for a protein of 648 amino acids. Gene Ontology annotation, cellular component: endomembrane system; membrane. The record is from RefSeq and is a predicted model, not a curated record. Lineage: Eukaryota; Fungi; Ascomycota; Eurotiomycetes; Chaetothyriales; Herpotrichiellaceae.
AUGCCAGAGUCAAGAGGUAGCGGCGCCCCUGCCGCCAGGCAGGAAGAAGAAGGGGGAAAGUCAAUGUUCCAGUCGAUCGUUCAAGGAAUUGCCAUUUUCAUGCUCACACAAUUCGUGGUGAAUCAGUUCUUUGGCUCGAAGACACAGAGCAGUGGUGGCGCUGUUCCCAAAGCAAAUGUCGACUUCGCAGAGAGGGCCGAUAUAACCACGUUGACCAACUAUUCCGCCAUACCAUUCCACAUUGCACCCAUCUGGCCGGCCGACAGUGCUAUCGACAUCCAAGUUUAUGUGUCUCCGCGAGAUACCCUUCCCAAUUUGUCCACUCUACCCCAGGACGCCCUGGUAAUAGAUGAGAAGAACUUUGUGAUUGGUAAUUAUGAAGACAAUCGAGAGAUCAACACAAACGUUGCGAUUCCCCCAGAGGUACAACACAAUGGGACCUUUUGGAGUCAUUUCUACGUAGCGUUGACUGGCAGUCGACUCGAUCCAACCGCCCCUGAUUACGAUCCGGCGAAAGCAUACCACUUCAAAAGGGCGCUCAACCACUACCUCCCCAGGAAAAAGGUCCGCAAAUUGAGGAAUCUGCUGGAAAAAAGCGAGGAAGUCGACGAGGAACCAGAAGAACCGCAAGAUGUUCAAAUCGGGUCUUUCUACCACCCAAAUUUUACGGUCGCUGUGAUUCCCAACACUGGAGUUCAGAAUUGGCGUCAAAUGCAUCCUGCGAUUCGCAAGAACAUUAUUCUCGAACCCACCGGCGCUCGGGAUGCGUCGGGCAUGAAUGGAUGGUAUUACCCGGUGAUAUUCUUCAACACCUUUUGGCAACUCCGUUCCCAUAUGACGGAGCUGAACGACACCGUCAAGGAGAUGCCUCUAAACAUUCAACUGUACAAUUUGGCCAAUUGGAAGUACAAUCUCAUUGCCAGCCUUGACGAAGGAAUGAAGCAGAAUCAACAACAGGCGGCUGCGGGGGGCCCUUUGCCCGCCGGUGGAGAUGGGAGCGAAUUUGAAAAAUUCAAAGAAAUCUUGCUGGACACAAAUGCCUACCUCCUGGGAACAACCUUUGUGGUCAGUAUUUUGCACAUGAUCUUCGAAGGGUUGGCAUUCAAGAACGACAUAUCACACUGGAGAAAGAAGAAGGACAAUGUGGGAACCUCUGUUCGAACAAUCCUGGCCAAUGUCUUCAUGCAAACGAUCAUUUUCCUCUACCUCAUCGACAACGCCGAGGGCACCUCCUGGAUGAUUCUCGCCAGUCAAGGCUUCGGUAUCGUUCUCGAAGCCUGGAAAAUCACCAAGACGGUCAACGUGCGCCUGCGUGAACCGGCACCGGACUCACCAUUCAAAUUCCUGCCUUAUGUCGUCGUCUUCGAAGAUAAGCACAAAUUGACCGAAAAGGAAAAGAAGACCCAAGAAUACGACCAGAUCGCCUUCCGAUACCUAUACAUCAUUGCCGUGCCCCUUUUGCUUGCGUACGCAGUCUAUUCGCUCGUCUACGAAACACACAAGUCAUGGUACAGCUUCGUGAUAGAAACACUCGUCGGCUCCGUCUACGCGUAUGGAUUCCUCAUGAUGGUUCCAAGCUUGUACAUCAACUACCGACUCAAGUCGGUCGCGCACAUGCCCAGCAAGGCUCUCACUUACAAGUUCCUCAAUACUUUUAUUGAUGAUCUGUUCGCGUUCACGAUUCGCAUGCCGAUUUUACAUCGACUCGCAACUUUGCGUGACGAUGUCAUCUUCUUCGUGUGGCUCUAUCAGAAGUGGAAGUACAGGGUCGAUUACACGCGCGUCAACGAGUUCGGACAAGGCGGCGAAGAGAGUGAGGAUGAAGAGGAAGAAAGCAAGGACAAGAAAGCUCUCGAGGGCCGCGAUACGAAAGAACUCAAACCCUCAGCCCCUGUCGCGAGUGCGAGUGGCGCCCAGGCGAACGCAGGUGCGACGAAACGGAAAUGA